UUUGGUGGAAAUACUCGUACGAGUAUUUUGCAGCAAUAACAACAGAAGCAACGUUCACAAGUGUUAUUUAUGAAUAUGAACGAGUUAUAUAUGUAUGUAUGUCUGGGACACGUGGAUACAUUCUGUGUGCACUCUGUUUCGAUCGGUGCAAUGUUUAUUGUUGCCAUGUUGCCAUGCUGCCACUCGGCCAAUAUCAAUAUUUGAUAUUCCUCGGCAAUAUUGAUAAAGAUACGAGUAUCUUUAUCUGCUUAGUGUUGACCACGGCCCAAAGAACACGGCCAUAUCUAUAAAGUUUCUUUACGUAACCUCCAGUUGAAGAUGAUCCUGCAGCAAUCAUGUCCAACUCUACUGCUCUUCCUGAUCACUCAGGGGGACUUAAUCGGAAGCGUGGAACUAACCCAUAUUAUAGACACGCUGAACGAUCAUCUGCGCAUCUCCACGAACAUUUUAUACUGCAACGAGCGCUCUAAGCUGAUUAAUUACGAGUCCGAAUACCUGCGGCAAGCGGAGAUCACACGUCUGAUCUACACCUCAGCGGCGGCCAUCAACUCAUCCCAUCUACAGCUUCACAUAGGACACGGCAGCCAGCUGUUUAUUGUGUUCACCACUGAGCCACCAUACGAUCUAUUUCCUGUGCUCGAUCUACACUUUCAGAAUGCCGACUUUCUGAUCGUAAUAGACAAAUCGAUUGAUCUGGACACGUGGCUGGCCUACGUGCAAUACGCCUUUGAGCUGGGCUAUGUCCGGCUGUUGCUUUACACCACCCCCAAUGGUGCAGUCUAUGGGAAAAUGCUGUUUCCCGUUGUUCGGAUAGUCCCAGCCACUGUGGAGCAGUACCUGCACAUGAGGGACACCCUCAAGGAUCUGCACGGCUAUCCGGUCCGCGUGGCUGCCUAUAAGAAUGUGCCGCGCAGCUUCAUGUACCUGAAUUCUUGGGGCAGGAUGAUCUACGCGGGCUUCUACAUGCGGUUCGUGCGCGCCUUUCUGCACUCACGGAAUGCCACCUUCGUGCCCGUACACACGCCCAACGAUUCGCCGGGCAACUGUACCCUCGCGCUGAAAAACGAAUCGGUCGACCUGUGCGCCGAUUCUCUGGCAGCCAAUCAGGAAAUGUUCAGCCUCACGUAUGGCUUUCGGAUAGCCUAUGCCAAUGUGAUGGUGGCCCACGCAAAGCCUCUGCUCUCGUACCGCUACUUGGAGGCGCCGUUCCAGAACAGUGUCUGGAUGUGCCUGGUGAUCUAUGUUCUGCUGAUCGUGAGUUUCCUCAGCUGCAUACACUGGCAGCAGCACGGCCGAUGGGACUUUAGCAAGUAUCUGCUGGAGGUGUUCAGUUCGCUGCUCUUCAGCGGCUUCAAUCUGCGCUCGAUACGGGGACGAGAGCGCUAUAUACUCUUUGGAGUGAUCUUCAUGACCGGCUUUGUGUACUCCACCAUGUACCUGGGCCUGCUGAAGAGCAUGCUCAUUUCGGAAGUGUUCGAGCCACAGAUCAACACCUUCGAGCAGCUGGUGGCGAGUAACAUCACCCUGCUGGUGGACCCGUACGAUCGCAUUCUGUUCGCCAAGUACAAUAUGCCGGAGGUGCUGUGGUCCGUUGUCCAGACGGUGUCGUUUGAAACGUUGCUGCACCAUCGAAAUCGCUUCGACCAAAGCUACGCCUACGUCCUCUUCACAGAUCGAAUGGCACUGUACGAAACGGCACAGCUAUUUCUGCGGCAUCCGCGUCUCCGUCGGAUCCCCAUUAACUUUGCAUUCCUCUUCACCGGCAUUCCCAUGCGCAAGAAAUGGUUCCUCAAGGAGCAUCUGAGCCGCGCGUGGUACCAUUCGUUUGAGAGCGGACUUACGCGGAAACUGGCGGUGGAGGCCAACAACGAGGCGAUGAGCGUGGGCCACUUGCAUUACCUCAUCACGGAGCACAUGGAGGCGAAGCCGCUGGAUUUGGAUUAUUUCGUUAUGCCAACAAUCGCCCUGCUCCUGGGCUGUGGCCUGGCCAUCAUCAGUUUUGUCAUCGAGUUGACGGCCUGGCGCAUGUGCGGCUCCCGAGUGCGCAGAUGUUGAAGAUGGUGGCAGAGAGGCCUUCUACUACUUUUCCAUGGCGUGAUGUUGAUUGAUUGAUUGAUGCACUCUUGUUGUUGUUACUGUUACUGUUACUGUUGUUGUUGUUUCAGCUCAUUCUCGUUGGUUAAGCACAGCAUUUAUGUAAUUUCUUAUGUAUUUCUUG
This is a messenger RNA of Drosophila obscura, 2218 nucleotides long. RefSeq lists its product as uncharacterized. The record is from RefSeq and is a predicted model, not a curated record. Lineage: Eukaryota; Metazoa; Arthropoda; Insecta; Diptera; Drosophilidae.